Molecule: messenger RNA, 484 nt
Organism: Carassius auratus (goldfish)
Lineage: Eukaryota; Metazoa; Chordata; Actinopteri; Cypriniformes; Cyprinidae
Product: serine/threonine-protein kinase Nek2-like
Exons: 5
Coding region: 108-473 (121 amino acids)
Biological process (GO): protein phosphorylation
Molecular function (GO): protein kinase activity; ATP binding
Source: RefSeq, a predicted model, not a curated record
UGCAGUAUAUUCAUAAAAACAAUGUGCUUCACAGAGACAUAAGACCAGAGAAUGUUUUUCUGACUGAAAAUGGCUACAUCAAUCUAGGAGAUUUUGGAUGCUCAAAGAUGUUGGAAAGAGCUGAUGCAUAUGCAGAAACAGCUGUGGGUGCAAUGAACUAUAUCAGUCCAGAAGCUUUUCAGAGCAAACAAUAUAAUUCCAGAAGUGACAUUUGUUCAUUGGGAUGGGUACUCCACGAUCUCUGCAUGCUGGAUGUAUGGUCAAAUAGGAUAAAGCGUUUAUGUGCACAUGCUAACUGCAUGGAUGGAACCCUGCCUCACAUCUCAGAGAGAUACUCAUGGGAACUUCAGGAAUUAAUCAGACAAAUGCUCAGCUGUGACCCUAAAGACAGACCAUCAGCGGAUGAGAUUCUAGAAAAAACCAUUCCUGGAAGAUGCAGUAAAGAGAAACAAGAGCGUUCCAGAAGCACUUGAACAAAGAUUUA